AUGCCAACUCUACUGCAUGUGCAGACCGUUACCGCAAUGGCCAUCUUCUCCCAGAAUAUGAGUUCCUUCCAGUUCAAAGAGGACCUUCUUUCAGAAGCUGCUAGGAUAUCGAGAUGUCUCCAACUGCACAAGUCGGACCGGAUCGAUGAGUCCAGAACUUUCUGGGUGAUAUACCAGCUCGAGAAAUCUUGGUGUUUCCAAAACUCGAGGACUUCUCUCAUUGCGGAUUUUGAUAUUGAUUGUCUCGUUCCAACAACGCCGGAAUCUAUACGCAGCGAGCAUGACUGGUUUUUAAGUAGCGUACGACUGGCCAGGUUGUUAUCGGUCUGUUACGAAGAACUGUUUUCUGUCAAAGCAACGAUGUAUACCGUGGAACAGAAGCGAACCAAGAUUCAGAGUGUCUACAAGGCACUUCAUGCCUGGAAAGAAAGCAUUCCUGCUCAAUGCAGACCGGGCAACAUUGUUGGCAUCCCGGACGGGCAGAGUCCACAGUCCCGUGCCGUCUUGGUCCAUCUUCAUUUUUCUUACUACGACGUCGUUAUCGCACUGGCAAGACUGGCAAUCCAUUGUGGAAUCGAUGGGGAUUUGUCGGAUUUCGGCACUGGCGAAGUCAUGCUUAGGAGUGCUGCGAGAGCAAUCUUGGAGCUUACGAGUUUGGUUGAUCUUAAGGCGUAUACGUCCCUUUGGGCACUGACUACUAUGCCUCUCGCUGCCAUGUUAAUUCUGUUUGACCUUGUUAUUCAAAACCCUACCAGUGCGGACGCCAAAACGAAUCUUCUCUUCCUCGAAAUGGCGUCUGGAUACUUUAGCCGCCUCGAGCAUGUGACCGAUGCAGCGAUGCAGACUUCUCGACUUUCCGAAUUCACUUAUAUAGCGAGAGGGUAUCAUCGGAACGAGAUGCUCAAACUCCAAACAGAACAAAGUGAUCCGUCUGCAUUUCCCGGGCAACAGACUGUAUCCUUACUCUUUGGGCAGUCGACCAUAAGCAGGGCCGACCUCUUGAGGUCAAAGACGAACGGCACUCUGCCCCCGAACCCUGGCCCUGCUGAAACGCGAUUACCACAAGGGCUGCAAGCUCGUACUGCAGGGGAUCCCAGCACAGUCGAAGACUCUAUGCCUGCUGCAGAACUUGGCGGUCCUAUCUCUCAUUUGCCAGUGGGUGCCGGCCAAUUUAGUUUUGAAGACUUGUUCAAUACAGUCAUCUUGCCCUUCGAGCAUCAACAGACAUGGUGA
Cladophialophora psammophila CBS 110553 is the source of this 1233-nucleotide messenger RNA. RefSeq lists its product as uncharacterized. The record is from RefSeq and is a predicted model, not a curated record. The transcript has 5 exons. NCBI's taxonomy places the organism in Eukaryota, Fungi, Ascomycota, Eurotiomycetes, Chaetothyriales, Herpotrichiellaceae. Gene Ontology annotation, biological process: DNA-templated transcription. Gene Ontology annotation, molecular function: zinc ion binding; DNA binding. The coding region runs from base 1 to 1233 and encodes 410 amino acids.